Molecule: messenger RNA, 4117 nt
Organism: Danio aesculapii
Lineage: Eukaryota; Metazoa; Chordata; Actinopteri; Cypriniformes; Danionidae
Gene: syt2b
Product: synaptotagmin-2
Exons: 9
Coding region: 417-1727 (436 amino acids)
Biological process (GO): regulation of calcium ion-dependent exocytosis; synaptic vesicle endocytosis; cellular response to calcium ion
Cellular component (GO): synaptic vesicle membrane; axon; dense core granule
Molecular function (GO): syntaxin binding; calcium-dependent phospholipid binding; clathrin binding
Source: RefSeq, a predicted model, not a curated record
CUGUGGUGCUGCUGAGCAGCGAUUGCAGGGUGUGUGAGACUAGAAAAUGUGUGUGUGUAUGCACGAGAGCAUCUCUGCAUCUGUCCCGAUCCGAGCUAGUAUCGUGUGUGUGUGGAUGUGUGCGUGAGCGCGGGGGGAGCGCAGAAGACAUCAGUGCUGUGUGUGUUGUAUGUGUGUGUGUUCGGACAAAAUCUGAUAUUUCCAACAGAACCAGAAGAGGAUAAAGCAAAAGUCCUGAUUCUUGUCACUUUUCUUUUUUUCUUCCUCCUUUCCUCUAAGCUCUGCCAGUGCCCUGCGCGCUCUGCGAAGUUUUUCUUCAACCCCCCCUCCGCAUCACCACCCUCCUCUUGGUGCAGUACAUCUCUGCUGAGGAUACACACGGUACAGAGGGUCACUGAUUGGUCAAGCCAGAGAUCAUGAAGUGGAACCUCUUCAAAAAGAAGCCUGAAGCCAUGGUGGGUCCGGAGCCCACGGGCCCGGGGGGCACCCACCCAUCCCACACCAUGACCAUGGCCCCUGCCGUCUCCACACCGGCGGACAACUCCACAGAGUCUGAGGGCACCGUCAACAAAAACGACGUCUUCGAAGAGAUCAAAAGCAAGUUCCUCAACGAGAUCGAUAAAAUCCCAUUGCCUCCAUGGGCGCUCAUCGCCAUCGCUGUAGUGGCCGCCCUCCUCGUCCUCACCUGCUGCUUCUGUAUCAUCAAGAAAUGCUGCUGUAAGAAGAAGAAGAACAAGAAAGGCAAAAAGGGAAAGGACGGCUUCAACAUGAAGAACAUGCAGGGCGGAGAUAAACAACAGGAUGAUGACGAUGAAGAAGGAGAAACCGGUUUGACAGAGGAGGAGAAAGAGGAAGAGGAGAAAGAAGUGGAGAAACUGGGAAAGCUUCAAUAUUCUUUGGAUUAUGACUUUCAGGAUAACAAGCUGACCGUGGGAAUCCUGCAGUGUGCCGAUCUGAUCUCCAUGGACUCUGGAGGAACGUCUGACCCUUACGUUAAAGUCUUCAUUCUACCAGAUAAGAAGAAAAAGUACGACACCAAGGUGCAUAAGAAGACCCUCAACCCAGUGUUCAAUGAAUCCUUCGUCUUCAAGAUCCCAUACCAGGAGCUGGGUGGGAAGACGCUGGUCAUGUCUGUGUAUGAUUACGACCGAUUCUCCAAACACGACAUCAUUGGUGAGGUGAAAUUACCCAUGAACACCUUGGAUCUGGGCCAGCCCAUUGAAGAGUGGAGAGACCUGGACAGUGCUGAGAAAGAGGAGCCUGAGAAGCUGGGCGAUAUCUGCAUCUCUUUGCGUUACGUCCCGACGGCAGGAAAACUGACAGUCUGCAUCCUCGAGGCCAAAAACCUGAAGAAGAUGGAUGUGGGCGGCCUGUCUGACCCGUACGUGAAGAUCCAGCUCUUGCAGAAUGGAAAGCGCCUGAAGAAGAAGAAGACGACGGUGAAGAAGAACACACUGAACCCCUAUUACAACGAGUCCUUCAGCUUUGAGAUCCCUCUAGAGCAAAUGCAGAAAAUCAUUGUGGUGGUGACGGUCUUCGACUACGACAAGAUUGGCAAGAACGAUGCCAUCGGGAAGAUAUUCAUCGGCAGUAAAGCCUCAGGAACGUCACAGAAGCACUGGUCCGACAUGCUGGCGAACCCGCGGCGUCCCAUCGCCCAGUGGCACCCUCUCCAGCAGGAGGAGGACAUCGAUGCCUCGCUGGCCGCCCUCAACGCCAAGAAGUAAAAUUCACACAUGUCAGCCUGACUAACCAACUAACUAACCCACUCAGCAAUGCAUGACACCCCACACUCAUCCGUACGCUUGUUUCACGUAAUCGCCAACAAAAUCAUUAAAGAAUAUACUUGAAAGUCACACGUUCGCCACAUAGACUGGAAAACCGAGGAAGGAGAAACAGAAAAACUCGACACAAUUGAUCCAAAAAUGUCACUGUGCAUCUAAAUAGUGAAGAGAAUAUUUUUAUAGCCUAGAUUCCCCUGUUAAAUUCGCUAAUUGGGUAAAAAUAACAAUGAAAAUGUUGAAAAUAGAUGAUUUUUUGGGGAAUUUCCCCUCAAAUUUUCCUCUAACUUUACUUUAUAAUUAUUAUUAUAGUAUAUUAUUAUUAUGUAGCUGAUAUAAAAGCCUGUUAUUUCAUCUGAUUAACAGGAGUACUUCAAUUGUGCACAAAAGUAAAUGAUUUUGUGCAAUUUCCCCUUAAACUUUCCUCUGAUAUUGUUUUAUAUUUUCACUUUUAUUAUGUAGCUAUUAUAAAAGGCUGUUAUGUCAUCUCAUAAACAGGAGUACUUUUAUUUUUUCAGGAUGUUGUUUGUCGGAUAUACCGGUUUAAUAAGCUGGAAUUUUGUGCCUAAUCAAAAGUUGAAAUAACAAGUGGGUUUAUGUUAGAAAUAUCUACACAUUUGCACAAUUACAAAGCAAUGAUCGCAUUUAGACAAACAUCCCAGGAGAAAGUAUAGUGUAGGACUGAUCUGUUUACAUCGCCAAUGGGUAGAUUAGACCGUAAGACACGUCAUUGUUUUUACAUUUAUGUGCCCAAAAUUAAUUAGUGCCAUUAGAUAGGACUAUAUUAAUAGAUGGACUAAUAAUUCAUGAGAGGUUGCAAUAUAGAUUAAAGGGUUAGUUCACACAAAUAUGAAAAAUUGUCAAUGAUUUACUCACCCUCAAGGCAUCCUAGGUGUAUAUGACUUUCUUUUUUAAGUCGAUUACAGUCUAAAUGAUUAAGUCUGAGUUACAAUGACUUUUUCUGACUAGUUAUGGCUGCUUCGAAACCUUUAAGAUUCUUUUGUUUCGAAUUAGUAAUGUAAUGUGUAUUUAUAUAGGGCGUUUAUCAUGUAUGGCCAUACAUCCAAAGCGCAUCACAAUAAUGAGGUGGGUCUCUUCACUCUACCACCAGUGUGCAGCAUCCACUUGGAUGAUGCGGCGGCAGCCACAGGAUAGCGGCGCCAGUGCGCUAACCACACACCAGCUAUUGGUGAAGUGGAGAGACGAUCAGAGCACAUAUCAAAUUGGCAAGGUCAUGUGAUUCCAGUAAACAGGGCUUUAUUACAUUGAUACUGUUUUGAAACGUUUCGGAAAUUCAGUGUUUCUCCACUGGGGGGUGAUCUGUGUAAUACCAUAAAUCCACAUGAAUCGUGGGUUCACUCAGAUCACCAACAAGUGGUGAAUAGCUGAACAUGUUUAUUUGAUUUUACCUGAUCUUGGGUCAGUUUUGCUAGAUUUUUAGAUGCUUUAGUGAGGCAUUUGUUAAAUAAAAUGGAAUAAUAUUAGUUAAUAGUCUCUUGUUAGCCUGUGUAGCAGAGCCCAAAAUGGAGCAAGUAAUAUAUAAGCCUUGAAAAUUGAUAAAAGAAAGCAUAUCAUGCAGAGAAUUAGCAUUUAAUAAUAUUAGAUGAUAAGCUAAGUGCAUUAAUAGAGUAUACUUUCAAUCUAAUGUUUGUAAUAUGUUUGAAAAAACAAUUCUAAUACAUUUUGUCUGAGUUUUUAUCGCAUUUACAUGGUUUUGACCUCAAGGUGUCCCUAGCGUUGGUGUUUUGACCGAUUCAGUGAAUCAUUUUUGAAAAGCAAUUAGUUCAGUUGUUUUAAAGCGUUUUUCCCAUUGCUAAUUUUGACUACCAUUUUUUUUUUUCUUUUUUUUUGUGCAUUUAGCGCCAUCAGCUGGGCAGGAGUGUGAAGUGCUUAUGUCGCUACUGUGUUUCUUUCAACUACGCAUGCAUUUCACACUCCUGUCCAGCAGAUGGCGCUAAAUUCACCAAUAAAAUAUAUCUUAAAUGAAGAAGCAGAUGACAGUCUCUCGCAAAAGUUACACAAAACAGUUUGUAAAGUAUUAAAUAUAGUUAUUUAGGUUACAAAAACAGUACACAUUGCUACAGUAGACAUUUAUUCGCCGCCUGGUGUCAUAUGAGGCACUUUUUAUAAUGGAUGGAUGUGCUUUAUUGGACAUUCGACCCACCUGUUGCCAUUGUAGAACUUAAAAAAAAUUACUUUUGACUUGAUCUGAAAGAAGUCAUAUAGACUUAGAUUGCUUUAAAGAGACACCACUCCACCCAAAAAUGAAAACGUCUUUAUUUACUUACCCAUCACUUGUUUCUAACCUUUCUUUAUUCUGUUGAACAUGAAAGAAG